AUGUCACAAAUUAUUGGAGCAUCCAGUCUGCUCUUUUCAAACACUGCCGUCGCUGCUACAAAUCCAGUGUUAGUGGACCACACUUACGCUAUAACUGAAUCUUCAAGAAAAAUAAAAAUCCAAUUGCUUCAACAAGUGGAAAGAAAUAUAGCACUUCGGAGAAAAUUGGAAACGUUACAACAAUGCAAAAGGCGAAAAAACAGUAAAAUAGAAUCGCCGAAGGAAGCCAUACAAGAAUUAAAGAAAAACAAUUACAUCGCCGAAGCAGGACUGGGGUUGUUGGAGGAAUGUUCAGAUGGCACUUAUGGCACUCCAUUUCAAUUAAUGCAGGCUGUCCAAUAUCGGCUUAAAAAACAUUCGGUAGGAGCAUAUCCAGCAGCCUUGUUUAGUCCUGCAAAUAUUGCAUUAAGGCCAUUAGUAGGGUUUAUACUUCAUAAAAACUAUGCAAUCCUCUUUUCCUUUUGCUUUAUUUCAUUAGCCUCCACCAACCUAGAAAUAAUUUUAAUUAUAGACUACAUUUCAAUAAUCUUCUCUACUACAGUCCUUAUCAUUUCAAGAAUAGUACUAUGAUUCUCAGAAGAGUAUAUAGCCGAAGAAAAGUACCCCACACGUUUUAACUACUUAGUGCUCCUGUUUAUUUUAUCUAUAAUCAUAUUAAUUAUAAGACCAAAUCUUAUAAGAGUCCUAUUGGGGUGAGACGGCCUAGGGCUAGUAUCUUAUUGUUUAGUAAUCUACUACCAAAAUUCUCGCUCUUUAAACGCAGGAACAAUCACCAUCCUAUCAAACCGAAUUGGAGAUGUGAUAAUUCUAAUAGCAAUUUCUCUCUCCCUUUCUUUUGGUUCCUGAGAUAUUCUAUCUAUAAACACCUUAUUAAAUAAUCCUAUCCCCCUAACCUUAAUUAUAAUCGCAGCCAUAACUAAAAGUGCACAAAUCCCCUUUUCCGCCUGACUUCCGGCUGCUAUAGCAGCCCCAACACCUGUAUCAGCACUAGUUCACUCAUCAACCUUAGUCACUGCAGGAGUAUUCCUUUUAAUUCGAUUUCACAACAUAAUAAACUAUAAAAUUUUCUUAGUCCUUCUCAUCUCAUCAACUUUAACAAUAUUUAUGGCCGGUUUAUCCGCUACAAUAGAAAUAGACAUAAAAAAAAUUAUUGCCCUAUCAACCCUAAGCCAACUAGCCAUCAUAAUACUAGCCCUAUCCUUAAGUCUAUGAAAGCUAGCCUAUUUCCAUAUAAUUACUCAUGCUCUCUUCAAGGCCUUAAUAUUUCUAUGCGCAGGAUUCGCUAUUCACAACAUAAAAAAUAAUCAAGACAUACGAAAAAUGUCUCUUCUAAUUUCAUCCUCCCCCACUAUCAGCACCUGUAUAAUAAUCUCAUCUAUCACAUUAAUGGGUCUUCCCUUUUCUUCCGCCUUUUAUUCAAAAGACCUAAUUCUAGAGACACUAAUUUCAUCACAAAUUAAUCAAACAAUUUUAAUCAUAACACUAAUCUCAUUUGGACUAACAACAAUAUACUCUCUUCGAUUAACCUUAAUAACACUCUGAUUCAAUAAUCUAGGACCAAAAACAACAGCAAUCUUAGAAACAAAAAAAAUAACAACACCUAUCAUCACAUUAACUACAACAUCAAUCUU
Molecule: messenger RNA, 1631 nt
Organism: Centruroides sculpturatus (bark scorpion)
Lineage: Eukaryota; Metazoa; Arthropoda; Arachnida; Scorpiones; Buthidae
Product: NADH-ubiquinone oxidoreductase chain 5-like
Exons: 5
Biological process (GO): ATP synthesis coupled electron transport; electron transport coupled proton transport
Molecular function (GO): NADH dehydrogenase (ubiquinone) activity
Source: RefSeq, a predicted model, not a curated record